Molecule: messenger RNA, 546 nt
Organism: Dujonia railenensis
Lineage: Eukaryota; Fungi; Ascomycota; Pichiomycetes; Serinales; Debaryomycetaceae
Source: the annotation of a GenBank genome assembly
AUGAAGGCACGUAAAAUAGCAGUGGUUGGCUCCAGAUCCGUCGGAAAGUCAUCUAUGACGGUUAGAUACGUUGAAGAUCAUUUUGUGGAGUCAUACUAUCCAACUAUUGAAAACCAGUUCUCCAAAACUAUAACUUAUAAAAAUCAAGAAUAUCAAGUGGAGAUUUUAGAUACUGCUGGCCAAGAUGAAUUCUCUAUCAUGAAUCAGAAACAUCUCAUUGGUGUACAUGGAUAUCUUUUGGUUUACUCGGUAACAUCAAGACAAUCGUUUGAAUUGAUUGAAGUCAUCCGCGACAAGAUCUUAAACUCCAUUGGAAUAGAUAAGAUACCUAUGGUUUUGGUUGGUAAUAAGAAUGAUUUGAACUAUCAAAGGCAGGUCGAAGAGCUGGAAGGUAAGAGGUUGGCUAACCAAUUUGGGUGCGCCUUUUUAGAAACUUCUGUUAGGGAUAACAUAAAUAUCAACAGGACUUUUGAGUACUUGAUUGAUGAAAUUGAGAGCAUACAGAAUCCAACGGUCAAGCAAGAAGAUAAGUGUGUGAUUAUGUGA